CAUGGCUUGUAAUUGCUCUUUUUCCCAUUUUCUGAAUAUUAAUUGGCAUAGUGAAAUUGAAGAAUUUGACCGCGAAUUUCAACGCGUUAAAGCAGUAACCGAACGAGGAUUCUUCAGUAAAGAUGAAUAUAUGGAUAUUUAUAAAGUCACAGGAGUAGAAGUCGAUAGUAGACGUGUUUUUGGAGAAUUUUGCGAAAAAAUAAUGAAAUCAACUUUCGCUCGCUUUGCCUCUUCUGUAAGAAAUCUUCCAGGAUUGGAUGAACUAUCUGCAAUCGAGUUUGUUCUGACAAUCUUGGAAAAUAAGGAAGAUGUGCAAUUGCCUAUUGCGAUUUCACAAGGUAACAAAUGGGUCAAUGAUUCAUUACUUAUGAAAUUAGACGACGAACACAUAUUAGAGAUGACCAAGCAGCAAUUCAUAAAUAUGUGUGAUCCUGGAAUGACAGCUGUUCACCAAGAAUGCAGCCGUCUAAUAGAAAAAACAAAUUUAACGUUUGAAGAGACAACAUUCUUGGUAUCUCUCAAUUUGCUAUACCCUAAAAGGGAAAGGCGUCAUUUGAUACAUAUGCAUCAAAGAUUUAUUCUCGCUUUUACAAGAUAUCUUGAAAGUCAGUAUGGAACGAAAUAUCAUAUAAGAUUAAUUGAACUAGUGAAUUUAAUGAGUUCCUUAAAACUUCAUGCUAGAACUGGACAAAAAUGGUUACGAGAUAAUGAAGAGUAUUUGAAUACAGUCUAUAGGUCUAAAAUUAUGAAAAUAUUUACGAAAAACCUACCUCUAGAACAAGCUAAUACUCUACUAAAAGAACUUAAGAUAUGA
This is a messenger RNA of Dimorphilus gyrociliatus, 814 nucleotides long. The record is from the annotation of a GenBank genome assembly. Lineage: Eukaryota; Metazoa; Annelida; Polychaeta; Dinophilidae.